Messenger RNA from Diaporthe amygdali, 1773 nucleotides. RefSeq lists its product as uncharacterized. The transcript has a single exon. Gene Ontology annotation, molecular function: transmembrane transporter activity. The coding region runs from base 1 to 1773 and encodes 590 amino acids. Lineage: Eukaryota; Fungi; Ascomycota; Sordariomycetes; Diaporthales; Diaporthaceae. The record is from RefSeq and is a predicted model, not a curated record. Gene Ontology annotation, biological process: transmembrane transport.
AUGCCUCAACAUGCACAGCAAGAAGAUCCUCGAAAUGGGCACGCAAACAAGAGGGAGGACGCCAAGUCCGAUGAUGGCUUCCCCACCUACCAGCUUACUAUCCUCGCUAUCUGCCGCUUCUCAGAGCCUAUAGCGUUCAACUCAAUUCUCGCUUACACCUACAUUAUGGUGCAGGACCUCAAUGGUACGGACGUUAAUGCUUCGUUCUACGCCGGACUCCUCGUCUCCGCCUACGCGGUCGCCGAGGCCCUGACGUCCAUGAUAUGGGGAGCAGUGUCAGACCGAUAUGGACGGAAGCCCGUCGUAUUGAUUGGCCUGUGUGGAGUCGCGAUUUCCAGUCUCAUUUUCGGCCUGGCCAAAACAUACUGGGUGGCGCUGUUGGCACGUUUUGUUGGAGGAAGCUUGAAUGGGAAUGUGUCUGUGAUGCAGACCAUGGUGGCGGAGAUGGUCAAGAAGCCAGAACACGAACCACGAGCAUAUGCUGUCCAGCCGUUUGUCUGGUUCCUUGGCAGUAUUAUCGGGAGCGCGAUGGGUGGGUAUCUGGCGCAGCCUGCAAAGUUCUAUCCUGACAUUUUCCCCGAGGAUGGACUUUUUGGGCAAUACCCGUACCUUCUUCCAAACCUGGUCUCGGUCGCGGUCAUUGUCAUUGCGGUCAUUCAGGGAAUUAUCUUCCUAGAUGAAACAAAUCCCCAGUUCAUCAAGGGCCGCCAAGAGCAAUUACAUGCAACAGAUGGCGAGGAGGACGACGAGAUUACUCCUCUGAUUCGGACCGUCAGCCAGCCUAGGUCCAUCAUGGAAGAGAUUCGUCAUGGCAGCAGACCCAUCGUGGCGGAGGAAGGGCUGCCGACAGCAACGGAUCAGCGGUUUGACCUGCGGCACAAUUCUUUUGGCACUAUGCACUCAAUACAAGUCCGACCCGAAAUUGAGGACUUGCAGCAAGACCAUCCACAGGCAACAAGCCCGGUGAAAGGCCAAGACAAGGCUUUCAACUUUGCUGUCAUCAUGCUCAUCCUCGCUCUUGUCAUUGCCGCUUUUCAUCAGAUGGCAUUCGGUGCUAUCCUCCCGAUUUAUCUGCUCGACUCGCCAUCCUACAACUCAACCAUGGCCCGCUCACCUCAAUUGGAUCUCACAGGCGGCAUGGGCUACAGUCUGCACGACGUCGGGGGCUUCCUUGCAGUAAACGGUUUCAUCGCUUUGUUUAUACAAGGCGUAAUCUUUCCGUUUUUCGUCGAGGGCACCGGCGUUUGGCUGUCGUUCCUGCUGCCGACCAUUCUUUAUCCACUUUGCUAUGUCCUGAUGCCUUUCCUCUCACUACUAAGGCCCGUGGGACAGAGAGACGGGGAACCCGACUCUGUGUACCUGUCAGCCGGGAUAUACGUCACGUUGUUCCUGCAAAACUUCGCCGGCAUUAUCCUCACACCCUGUGCGCUGAUUCUACUUAAGAACGCUUGCCCAUCCCCCUUAGUCCUUGGCCGUGUGAACGGUCUUGCGAUGAGUGCUGUUUGCAUAGCGCGAACGAUCAGUUCACCGCUAGUUGGAGUUUUCUAUGAUGCCGGAGGGAGCGCCACUGCUUGGGGCAGCUGUGCCGUGGUCGCGGUGUUGGGUGUUAUUCAGCUUUGGUGGGUUCCAAAAGAUAAGGUGGUGGGUACUGGCCCAGAGGCAGUGGAGGUGCACGUAGAGAGCGCAUUUGUUGGUCAUCAUGAACAUCGAGGAGCUGCUAGCGAUGCUGCUGUAUUCGAUGACGAGGAAGAUAGGGAUAGGGAAAGAAGCUAG